CUCUGAAUUAUUGGAAAUUUUUCACAUGUGACCAGUACAGGCGUUUUCCGAUGUGGUUUCUUCCUCCCAUUGUCCAGUAGAACUCCAUUUAAAUAAUCGCAAAAUCGUCUCCACAGAAACGAAUUCAUUCUUCAGUCAGAAAUCUGCAUGGGUGGGUUGGUCGGGUAUUGAAGAGACAGACCAUUCACUCUAAUCAUCACCAUCAGCGCCUCCUUCUCAUCAGGUGUUGGCACUUUUGGUAAGGUUCUAGCAAUGGACGACCUUGCCAGUAGUCGCACUACUCGUGUUCUCUUUUGCGGGCCCCAUUUCCCCGCAUCUCACAAUUAUACAAGAGAAUAUGUGAAAGGUUAUCCAUUUAUAAAGGUUGACGAUGUUUCCCUUGACAACGUGCCUGCUGUGAUUGGAGACUAUGAUAUCUGUGUUGUAAAAAACAUGAAACUAAAUUCUGAUCUCAUCUCUAGUGCAAAGAGGAUGAAACUUAUAAUGCAGUAUGGAGUUGGGCUGGACGGUGUUGACAUCAAUGCUGCCUCAAACCAUGGGAUUAAGGUUGCUAGAAUCCCUGGGGGUUUAACUGGAAAUGCAACUUCAUGUGCUGAAAUGGCCAUAUAUUUGAUAUUGGGCCUAUUGCGUAAACAGCACGAAAUGCAAACUGCUAUAGAGCAGAAAAGGCUUGGAGAACCAAUUGGUGAGACCCUCCUAGGCAAAACGGUCUUCAUUAUGGGAUAUGGCAAUAUUGGGAUUGAAUUGGCAAAACGAUUGAGGCCAUUUGAUGUGAGAAUACUUGCUACGAAACGGAGUUGGCCAUCACAUUUGAAUAACUCUAAUGGGACAAAUUCAGUACACAUAGCGAAUUGCAUUGAUGGUGACCUGGUAGACGAAAAGGGAAGCCAUGCUGAUAUUUUGAAAUUUGCUAGAAAAGCCGACAUUGUUGUCUGUUGCUUAACCAUGAAUGUGGAAACUGCUGGGAUAGUGAAUGAUGAUUUCUUAUCUUCAAUGAGAAAGGGUGCUAUGCUGGUUAAUAUAGCUCGGGGCGGAGUCUUGGAUUAUGAUGCUGUUUUUAAUCAUAUGAAAAGUGGACACUUGGGAGGUUUAGGAAUGGAUGUUGCUUGGACUGAACCAUUUGAUCCUGAAAAUGCCAUUCUAAACUUUCCAAAUGUCAUUCUCACACCCCAUGUUGCAGGCGUCACUGAGUUGUCAUAUAGGAGCAUGGCCAAGAUUGUAGGAGAUGUUGCUCUUCAGCUUCAUAAAGGGUCACCAUUUACUGGGAUAGAAAUUGUGAAUUAGUAAAAGUAAAGACCCCCACAAGUUUUUGUCAUCGCAUUACUUUUCUGAAAGAGUUUUGCAUCAACUUUUUUCAAAGUUGUAUGCAAUGUUUAGGACAGAUUCUUGCAUAGCUGCUUCCAUUUUUACUGGCAUAUGGCGAUGAAGCCCAGCAAAGACAUAAUAGUGGAUGAAUUCUAUGUUCAAGUAUUUGUUUUCUUUGCUAGAGUCCUAUUACAUGCACCUUUGCCUAGGGUGAUCAUCCAAUAAGGAAGACUUGGUUCGUUCUUCCAUUCCUAUUUUCAAUUUUCAAAGAUUAACUUGCUCAUGAUAUUUGAACAAUGUUUACUUAUUAAACAAUUCGAGGGCAUGCGUGCUCGUGUUUGUCACGUGUGGGCGAUGAAGCCCAGCAAAGACAUAAUAGUGGAUGAAUUCUAUGUUCAAGUAUUUGUUUUCUUUUUUGUUCUUGGUAAUAAAUUAAUGUGAAAACGGCUUAUCUGUUUUAA
Molecule: messenger RNA, 1766 nt
Organism: Cuscuta europaea
Lineage: Eukaryota; Viridiplantae; Streptophyta; Magnoliopsida; Solanales; Convolvulaceae
Source: the annotation of a GenBank genome assembly